CGCAGCUUAUGUUGUCAUGGUACAGAUCAGUUUUAGCUUGUUUACUGGUAGCAGGAUAAUAUGGUAAAUUCUCAGCUGCAAAACGGAACAUAAGUUGCAUAUUAUGAAAUAAAACUGCCAGUAAUAUGUCGACUAGCAUUAGAAGAUGCAACUGGGAAAAUGACUGCUAGUUGACUCAGCUGCUGUUGCGAUCGUUAGCUGACAGAUUGUUUAGCCGUUCUCCUUUAAUUACUGUCCAGAAAUCAUGCCGCAGAUUUCAGUCAACUACAUUUUAUUAGGCGGACAGUUCUUGCUGCUCUUCACAGUGCUGCUUUUACAGUGUCUUGAAGGGAUUCACUCGCAAAACUCAACCGAGGCCCCCGGGAACACAGUAACGACCAGCAAAACAGUUGUGUUCAGCAAUCAGCCAGAAGAAAAUGUGACGAGGAAUGUUACAACGUUUCCUGCUGAAAUAUCAAAUCACACGGAGCAGUAUGAGUACAGCCCCCCAUCACCUGUUGUCCUCUGUCUAUAUCUACCAGAGGAAUUCAUAUUUUGUCAAGAUCCAGUCGAUCACGGAGGAAAUGUCUCUGCCUUUCAGGAACUGGGCUAUGGAUGUGUAAAGUUCGGCGGUCAAGUGUAUAAAGAUGUGAACCAUACCAAGGUGUUUUGCUCGGCUCUAGAUGGCAUAGAGUGCGCUGGACCACGGGAGUUUCUCAGAGGCAAUGAGCCAUGCAUUAAAUACACAGGACACUACUUCAUCACCACCCUACUGUACUCAUUUUUCUUGGGAUGUUUCGGCGUCGAUCGGUUCUGUCUCGGACACACUGGGACUGCGGUGGGAAAGCUGCUUACCCUGGGAGGUCUUGGCAUCUGGUGGUUUGUGGACCUCAUUCUCCUGAUAACAGGAGGCCUGACCCCCAGCGACAGCAGCAACUGGUGCACUUUCUACUGAUUUAAAGUAGCUGUAUCUGAUUCAUCCUUCUCAUGCCACAAGUUAUAUUUAAUACUGUAUUCAUGUGGGCUUACAAUGGGCCUUAUUUGCUAUUAUUUGUAAAAUACUGUUCUCUUUUGUAAAGUGUUUAUGUGAAGCGGUGUUGUAAAUAAAUGUUAUCUUCAAA
Carassius auratus (goldfish) is the source of this 1100-nucleotide messenger RNA. RefSeq names its product TM2 domain-containing protein 2-like. The transcript is spliced from 4 exons. The record is from RefSeq and is a predicted model, not a curated record. The coding region runs from base 245 to 934 and encodes 229 amino acids. Lineage: Eukaryota; Metazoa; Chordata; Actinopteri; Cypriniformes; Cyprinidae.